Molecule: messenger RNA, 1983 nt
Organism: Peniophora sp. CBMAI 1063
Lineage: Eukaryota; Fungi; Basidiomycota; Agaricomycetes; Russulales; Peniophoraceae
Source: the annotation of a GenBank genome assembly
AUGUCUGGAUAUCCUUCACUACCCGUACCAUCUCGGAACUGCGUAUGGUCGCGUCAAGUCUUGACAUCGCAUCAUCGCAUCGCAGACAGCUGCAGCUUUCUACUGAACGUCUUAUCUCAAGACGAUACAGAUGUGCUCCGGUUCAAAGUGUUCAAGGAUAACUUUGAAGCGCAAACACUCACUUUACACUAUGCGCUCUGUGGGGAAAUGGACGGGGCCAACAAUGUUCACGUCCAAUGGGUGGAAGUAGCAUCGAAGCGCCUGGCACGCAUCCAGCGCAAACUUGCGAUAUCUAUACAGGCUAGGGAGAAUCCAAGUGGAGAGCAGGCACGUUCAUUGUACCAUCUGGAUCCAGUCACAGUGGUACACAGCGGGAAGCGUGGACGCCCUCGCAAGGUCAUCAAUGAGCAGUGGUUGCGCGCCGCCUUUGCUUCACACCGGAAGAUCACCGUAUCCCAGGUGGCCAAGACUCUCAAGGUCGACCGUCACCUUGUCAUGAGAGCUAUGGAGGCAUAUGGCAUUGAGCGCAAGUUCACCGCCCUACUUGAUGAGGAGAUCGAUCUCCUUGUUCGCUGCUAUAAGGUGGAGCGACCCGGCGAUGGAUUGCGUUACAUCAGAGCUUACUUUCGGUACAAUGGCCUUCGGAUCCAGAAAGAACGCAUACGACAGGCUGUUCGGCGCGUUGAUGGUCUGGGGAUGGCGGAGCGCAAGGCACCGGAAGUACGUCGGGAGAAGUACGAGGUGCCGCGUGCAAAUCACCUAUGGCACUUGGAUGGCCACCAUAAGCUCAUUCCUUGGGGAUUUGUCCUGCAUGGUUGUGUAGAUGGAUUUGAUGACUACAUUACCAUGCUCACGGUCAACACAAACAACCGCGCAGGAACAGUGCUUCGAGACUUUGAACGCGCUGUACAAGAACAUGGUUGCCCUUUGAGAGUUCGGGGAGAUCGGGGUGGUGAGAACGUGCUUGUUUCGGCCUACAUGAUUGUUCGCCGUGGUGAGAACAGAGCAUCAUUUAUGUGGGGAUCAUCUACUCAUAACCAGCGUAUCGAACGGUUGUGGAGAGAAAUCGGUGCAACGUUUGCAAGGGCAUGGCGGGCGUUCUUUCAUCAGCUUGAGAGGUUCCAUUACCUCGAGCGAUCCAAUCCUCACCAUCUCUGGCUUCUGCGGAUACUAUUCCAGGAGGAGCUUCAGAAGGAUUGUGACGACUUUGUCAAGUACUGGCAUGUACAUGAGAUGCGGGGCUCGCGCCGGAAUGACCGUACACCUGACGACAUACGCUUUCUCUCCAUGGUUGAUGAAGGCGCAUACGAAGACCCAUACGUGGAUGUCGAUGCCGAUGUUCUGGAAACAUAUUAUGGUGUUGCCGGGAAGCCGCGUAAGUGGAGAGCGAGGCAAACAGGAGCCGGUCAAGAUGCGGAAGAAGAUGACGAAGCUAGUGAUCAUCUUAGUGAAGAGGAUGAGGAUAUGGAUGGCAAUGAGAGUGGUAGUGAGGAGGAAGCGCGCGCUGCUCUAAAUGCGCAGGAAGCAUGGUCAUUUGAAGAGGAAGAGGACAAGAGCGAAAGCGAAGAUGAUGGGGAUUUGAUAUCCCGCGCAGCUGCCACUCAGCAACCAAAUAUUCGUCACGCCGCUAUAAAGGUGCGAAUCACUGUGGGUCAAGUUCAGUACAAUGCUCAGUCCGUUCAGGUUCCGCGUGUAGCCAAUGCUUUUGUGAAUGCGGAGCGUCUCUCCGACUUUUUGCAAGUUCUACAGCAACUUGACGCAGCCGGAACCUUACCAAGGCAUCUCUGCGCUCGUCCACGGGAUUGGGAGCGUCAAUGGCCAGGGAGUGGUUAUCCUACCUGGGGUCCUUUAGUCAUUGGUCAAGCGCGUAGACAAGUGGCCAUUGACCUACCCCACGAGAUAUGGAUACCGCGCAUGCAACAUUGGUGUAGGGCGCUUGAUGCUCUUGUACAGUUCCAGGUAGAUGGCAGAGGAAUGGCCUGA